Molecule: messenger RNA, 312 nt
Organism: Fraxinus pennsylvanica
Lineage: Eukaryota; Viridiplantae; Streptophyta; Magnoliopsida; Lamiales; Oleaceae
Source: the annotation of a GenBank genome assembly
AUGCCACCUCCAGUUGCUGUUGUGCAGUUGCGCCUUGAUGUGAGCGUUGUGGCGACAAUGGCGACAUCGUCGCUACAACGAUGUGCGCUGCCCGAUGUGAGCACCGCACAGCAUUUGACGGAGUUGGAGGUGGAGUCAGGAGCAUACAAACACUUGAUGAACAAGGAGGACAUGGAGAAUUUGGAAUGGCUAAAAAUCUUUAACAAGUAUGAUCUAUACAGCAAGAGUAAGAUCAGAGUCGAUGUUGAGAAAGUCAAGCCGUAUUACCUCUCUCUCAUUGAAAAGUAUUUUCCAGCAAAGCUAAGGUGGUAA